This is a messenger RNA of Stegastes partitus (bicolor damselfish), 661 nucleotides long. It is a transcript of the gene s100t, whose product is annotated as S100 calcium binding protein T. NCBI's taxonomy places the organism in Eukaryota, Metazoa, Chordata, Actinopteri, Pomacentridae. Gene Ontology annotation, molecular function: calcium-dependent protein binding; transition metal ion binding; calcium ion binding. The transcript has 3 exons. The coding region runs from base 64 to 390 and encodes 108 amino acids. The record is from RefSeq and is a predicted model, not a curated record. Gene Ontology annotation, cellular component: cytoplasm.
CGCUUUUGCCUCCUCCGUCUACACCCGAGCAGCCGGCCAGCACCCAGUCGUCCUCCACUCAGAAUGUCUUUGCCCAACUCAGAGAACGCCUCCACCCUGGAGAGCGCCAUGCAGCUCAUGAUCCAGACCUUCCACAAGUACUCCGGAAACGAGGGCGACAAGUACACGCUGAGCAGGGCCGAGCUCAAAGAGAUGCUGACCGCCGAGCUGGGCAACUACCUGGGGAACGCCCAGGACAGGGAGGCGGUGGACAAGGUCAUGGGAGACCUGGACUCCAACAACGACGGCGAGGUAGAUUUCACCGAGUUCAUCAUCCUGGUCGGAGCGCUCACCGUGGCCUGCAACGACUUCUUCCUGGAGUACAACGAAAAGCAAGAGAAGAAGAAGUGAGGGCGUCCUCGGCGAACGCACAUCUGCGCGUGCUCCAGGGAGGCAGGAGGGAUCUGCCGCGGAAACAACAAAUACGCAACAAACGCAGCAGUCACUCUGAGCAGUAAAUGUUGAGUCGUCUGCAUAUUUGUCCGAUCCAAUUCCACUUGAAAUGUGAAACUUAGUUUUGUGAAUAUCUGUCUUUUAUCUUUUUUUUUUUUUCUUUUCAUGCAUUUUGUUACAAACUUAAAGAAUUCUCCCCUGGAAAGAAUAAAUGUGACCUUUACUCAAA